AUGAAGUUUGCGGCGAAAAGGAAGAGCGCGAGCAGCCUGGACGCGUUGCUCAAAGCGACAGCGACUGGAAGUGAGCGAUGAGAAUGAUCGGAUGGAUAAAUGCAAAAAUUUCAGAUGAGCAGGCGAAUGCAAUUGACAAAGCACUGAACACGCCGACGGACAGAAUCAUGAAAGCGACUUUGCAAUUUGAGAAAGUGCAUACAAUCAAAGCGACGGACACGAGCGAAGUGGAACAGUGAGACAGAGUGUACGCCCUGAGAAGCUUCGUCGAUUUUCAGGUACAAAGUGCUGAAGGCGACCGUCGAGGAUGAGAUGAAGGCGGCUGAGAAGCUCAAGAAGCUCGGAGUGGCUCUGACGAAUCGGCGAUGCCACGUGGAUCCGAUCCCGCCCGCGUAUCUCAAGUGCCGAAAGAUUCAGAAGAAGUCUGAUUGA
Caenorhabditis sp. 36 PRJEB53466 is the source of this 432-nucleotide messenger RNA. Lineage: Eukaryota; Metazoa; Nematoda; Chromadorea; Rhabditida; Rhabditidae. The record is from the annotation of a GenBank genome assembly.